AUGCCACUUCAGAGCAGCGCCAAUCUUACGCGCCAAGAACGCCUUGCGCAGCGCCUUGCGUCUGAUCCUGCAUUGAAAGCCCAUUACAAUUCCAGUCUCGACAAGCACCACAUCAAGACUUUAAGCAGACCUGCCGUUCGUACUCAUGAACGAAUCCGCAAGUACUGGGCUGAAUAUGUCGAUACUGUUGAGGAUGGAGGACUCUCCCGAGACAUUGUGAUUGGUGCCAAGCGGCCGCCUCUUGAACACUGCAAAGGAUUUGUGCGCUGGAUGUCCAUGUCGCUGAAGGGAGCGGUUAAUCGCCGCUCGACGUUCAUCUCUGUGCGAUCCUUGACUAUGUAUGCUGCGGUCUUUCUAGCAUGCUGGCCUCGCUAUGCGAACAUAUUCAUCUCGAAAGAGUACCGGUACCAAGUCUUGUCCUACAUCAACGGAGACCUGAUUGCAGCAGUUUCCAUUCCAAGUGCCAUGCGGGCAAAACCUAUCGCUGAAACCGUAGACGUGACCAUUGUUAUUGACGCGUGUUGGAAUGACACCACACAUUUUCGGACAAAUCGCAUGCGUCUGCAAUUAAUCUUUGGGGUCGAUUUUAUCUCUAUCACGGCCGAGCGAUCAGGAGGUGUGGUUGAAAGCAGCUGUUAUCUGGGAACUAAUGAGGCUCUCGUAUAUGGCGACUUUGAAUUCUGGUGGGUUCCUAGGAAGGAUGAUCCUUAUCACCCAUUGCUUGUCAUACUCGGGGGCAUUGGCAAGCUCAAGGGGGGGCGCCAGAAUGAGGCUAUGCGAAGGGAAUUUUUCUUGUUUCUGCAAGGUUUGGCGCAGCGUGCAUACUGUUCUAGCACUUUGCUCUAUACUCUUGGCAUCGAAGACAAGAUCUUCAUGGACGUCAGCUCAAUGGCGGAGAUUGUGACACCCAAAGUGCCAGUGACAAAGCCUCUCAAGCUACGCAUACACCCAGACAAGAAGAAGCUUCUCAUUAUGCGUGAUGAAGAGUAUGAUCAAGAGAACAAGAAGUGGGUCAUAUCCAAGACGCGCGCACUCCCAUACAUGCGCUUCACCAAACAUAUUCGCAUCAUGUGUCUACGUGCCGGUUUUGAAUCACACAUCACGCCCCAUUGCCUGCGACGUGGCCAAGCAAACAAGGUGAAUUUGCAAGUGACGGAAGCUGAGCGCAAUUUGAUCAUGGGUCACACGCCUCACUCGUCUGUCUUUCAUAAUGCGUAUGCUAGUCGGACGUCCACAGUGGACCUUGCUAGCAUAUUCUUUCGCGAAUCACAGGAUGCAACCAGGGUCAAAAUUAUGCAGAUAUGUAGUGUACAUUCUGCUAUGGCAUGUUCUCACAACAAAGCUAAGACAAUCUUGUCCAUGUCGAGAAACCGCGACUUGAAUGCUCCUGUGGAGCUGCCAUUUGAAGAGCGGCAAAAGUUAUUAGACGAGCCCGAGCUGGUGGAGAUGCUUGAGAGGCGUCAGAUGCUUCUAGUCCAGGUGGCGGAACUGGAACAAACUCUUGGCCAUGGGCAUGAUGAAGAGAUUGAGUGUGAGAUGUGUGCACUGGAGGAGGAAGCGGCGGUAGUGCUGCGUAAUUACAACACGACCAUUGAGAGGGAGACCAGAGUUCGGUUGGAGUUGGUGCGUGCACAGUAUUUUGAUGAAGCAUCAUACCGGGCGAUAAAUGGGAUUACUUCUGCCCGUACGACGGGCAUGGCUGCACAAAAGCUACAUGACAUCCUGCCUUCAGGAGUAGGUGUUAAGGGACCUAACGACUGGGAUCAGGAGUUCAACUGA
Molecule: messenger RNA, 1779 nt
Organism: Fibroporia radiculosa
Lineage: Eukaryota; Fungi; Basidiomycota; Agaricomycetes; Polyporales; Fibroporiaceae
Exons: 6
Coding region: 1-1779 (592 amino acids)
Molecular function (GO): DNA binding
Source: RefSeq, a predicted model, not a curated record